UCUCAUAGCGUGUUCUGUUUUAAAGAUACGAACAUUUACAAACACAAAGAAAACACGCACCAUACAAUUUAUCUUGCUUGGUUGAGUGUUUUUUUUCGCAAAUAUAUACGUUCUAUAAUGGCGUCGACUAAAAAUGCAAACAACGCAAUGAACAACCCCAUUGCAAGGCAAAAGUAUGACAAAUAUGGCCCCUAUGGAGCCAAACUGGCUCUAGCAGAAAAAAAAUUGCUCCGGCCGAAGGAAAACACCCGGAACAAAGUGCUGGUUGCUCUAACAUAUGUCCUAAUAAUGCUGGGAUCUCCAGCCUUACUUUCAACGUAUUAUUUGCUGUUCUUCGAGGAAAAUGCGACUAGAAAUGGGGUGGUUACUACAACAGCUGCCCCGGACUUAUCUGCGGUUACAACUAUUGCGGCGACAACGGAGGCUGUAGAAAAUACAACCGAAGAUCCGGUAACAGGUGACGGGGAUGCUGGAACCGGAGAUGGCGGAACUGGAGGUACUGGAACCGGAGAUGGCGGAACUGGAGGUACUGGAACCGGAGAUGGCGGAACUGGAGGUACUGGAACCGGAGAUGGCGGAACUGGAGGUACUGGAACCGGAGAUGGCGGAACUGGAGGUACUGGAACCGGAGAUGGCGGAACUGGAGGUACUGGAACCGGAGAUGACGGAACUGGAGGUACUGGAACCGGAGAUGGCGGAACUGGAGGUACUGGAACCGGAGAUGGCGGAACUGGAGGUACUGGAACCGGAGAUGGCGGAACUGGAGGUACUGGAACCGGAGAUGGCGGAACUGGAGGUACUGGAACCGGAGAUGGCGGAACUGGAGGUACUGGAACCGGAGAUGGCGGAACUGGAGGUACUGGAACCGGAGAUGGCGGAACUGGAGGUACUGGAACCGGAGAUGGCGGAACUGGAGGUACUGGAACCGGAGAUGGCGGAACUGGAGGUACUGGAACCGGAGAUGGCGGAACUGGAGGUACUGGAACCGGAGAUGGCGGAAUUGGAGGUACUGGAACCGGAGAUGGCGGAACUGGAGGUACUGGAACUGGAGAUGGCGGAACUGGAGGUACUGGAGCCUGAAAUACUAGUACAAUUCAGCCCUAAGCAUAAGAACUGAUAUUUGUUUUUAGUUUUAACACUUGAUGUUUAUAAAUUGUUCAUAAGAAAAAGUUUUGAUUGAUUCUU
This is a messenger RNA of Symsagittifera roscoffensis, 1185 nucleotides long. Its product is annotated as putative per-hexamer repeat protein 5. The coding region runs from base 118 to 1080 and encodes 320 amino acids. The transcript has 2 exons. Lineage: Eukaryota; Metazoa; Xenacoelomorpha; Acoela; Convolutidae. The record is from RefSeq and is a predicted model, not a curated record.